Messenger RNA from Cucumis melo (muskmelon), 1818 nucleotides. RefSeq names its product serine/threonine-protein phosphatase PP2A catalytic subunit. Gene Ontology annotation, cellular component: cytoplasm. Gene Ontology annotation, molecular function: protein serine/threonine phosphatase activity. The record is from RefSeq and is a predicted model, not a curated record. NCBI's taxonomy places the organism in Eukaryota, Viridiplantae, Streptophyta, Magnoliopsida, Cucurbitales, Cucurbitaceae. Gene Ontology annotation, biological process: mitotic cell cycle; peptidyl-serine dephosphorylation. The transcript has 6 exons. Bases 490 to 1410 code for a protein of 306 amino acids.
UUUGUAUUUGAUUUGCAUUGGAGUUUCAAUUCGGAGGUCUCCCUCUCCCUCUCCUUCUCCUUCUCGUCUCUCUCGCAUUCCCAUCUGGCAAAUCCCCUCUUUUCAAUUUUUUUUUCUCUUUCCCAUAAACACAUAAAAUACAAAUUCCAUUUCUCCCAUUUUACGAAUUUUCCCGAGAAAACCUCCAUAACUCAAAAUCUCCAACCAGCUAACAACACAACAACAGAUGAUCCCAGCUUCCCCACUUCAAUCCAUCUCCAUCUGCUUUCUUCUUCUUCUUCUUCUUCUUCUUCCUCCUCGAUUCUCCUGACCUCAAUCAAAUUCAUUCUUUUUCAUGUUUUUUCCAGUAAUCCGAUUCUCAUAACCACGGGUUCUCUCUCUCUCCCCCUUUCUCUCCCGCUGCGUGGAGAGAUCCUUUCCUUCUCGAUCCCCACUCCCUUCUCAAUCUUCGAUCUCUAAUUACGGAUCUCAACUCUUCCUUUUUACACCAUGCCCUCUCACGCGGAUCUGGACCGUCAGAUCGAGCAUCUGAUGGAGUGUAAGCCUCUUUCCGAGGCCGAGGUUAAGACGCUUUGUGAUCAGGCUAGGACCAUUUUGGUUGAGGAAUGGAACGUUCAGCCGGUCAAGUGCCCCGUCACCGUUUGUGGGGAUAUUCACGGCCAGUUUUAUGAUCUCGUUGAACUUUUUCGGAUAGGAGGGAAUGCUCCCGAUACUAAUUAUCUCUUCAUGGGUGAUUAUGUUGACCGUGGAUACUAUUCUGUGGAGACUGUUACACUUCUAGUGGCUCUAAAAGUUCGUUAUAGAGAUAGAAUUACAAUCUUGAGGGGAAAUCAUGAGAGCAGGCAGAUAACUCAAGUUUAUGGAUUCUAUGACGAGUGUUUGAGAAAAUAUGGAAAUGCAAAUGUCUGGAAGCACUUUACCGACCUCUUUGAUUAUUUACCUCUUACAGCUCUAAUUGAGAGCCAGGUUUUUUGUUUGCAUGGAGGACUUUCACCAUCUUUGGAUACCUUGGAUAACAUCAGAGCUUUGGACCGAAUUCAAGAGGUUCCACAUGAGGGACCGAUGUGUGAUCUCUUAUGGUCUGACCCUGAUGACCGCUGUGGUUGGGGAAUAUCUCCGCGUGGUGCUGGAUAUACUUUUGGGCAGGAUAUUGCCACUCAAUUUAACCACACGAAUGGGCUAACGCUGAUAUCAAGAGCCCACCAGCUUGUAAUGGAGGGAUACAAUUGGUGUCAGGACAAGAAUGUGGUGACUGUUUUUAGUGCUCCAAAUUAUUGUUAUCGAUGUGGGAAUAUGGCUGCAAUCCUUGAGAUUGGGGAGAAUAUGGAUCAAAAUUUUCUUCAGUUUGACCCUGCACCUAGGCAAAUCGAACCUGAUACCACACGCAAGACCCCCGAUUAUUUUUUGUAAACUCUCUUUGUCCGUCGGCUGCUUGUAAUUCUCCUUCUAUCUGCCGUGUUACUGUGAAUUUGACUCUAAAGGAUCACUCUUUGUUUAAGCUUUCUUCACCAUUCUUUUGUUUCCGAGUUUGUGCUGAUGCUGCUCUGUUGUUAAAUGGUGCUCAAGAUUUUGAUUGAUGAAGAAAAAUGACAGAAAGGCAUCAGAGGCCUAUUAUCUUGUAUAUUUCUUUUUUUUUUUUAAGAACGAACACGAACACGAGCAAGCGGCAAUAACCAUUCUUGUGCUCUGUAAUUUUACCUUUUCAAAGUAGAGAGCUGAUUUUUCGAACGCUUGUAGUAUUAUUUAUGUUUGAGAUAAUCCCAAUGGCUAAUGAAUGAAAACUGCAGCAACUGAACUGUUUAUUUAUUAUCUAUCAAA